Messenger RNA from Aspergillus aculeatinus CBS 121060, 1533 nucleotides. RefSeq lists its product as uncharacterized. The record is from RefSeq and is a predicted model, not a curated record. NCBI's taxonomy places the organism in Eukaryota, Fungi, Ascomycota, Eurotiomycetes, Eurotiales, Aspergillaceae. The transcript has 3 exons. Bases 154 to 1116 code for a protein of 320 amino acids.
CUGACAUCAACCUCCAUGAUGCCUUCUUCCUCCGAUCCUUGCCACAUUCUGUCAUCUUGCUUGCUUUGUCCUGCACUGUCAGUCGAGCACCGAAACAAACACAUUAGAAAGGUUCAGUGACCACCAAGGCGACACACGAGGUGAAAACAGAACAUGGAGAGCGCUACAGGCGAUGACGGAACCACGGUCGCGACAAGAACAUCGACACCCGUCUCCAUUCCCGGAUACUCGGGGGCAUACAAUAGGGGGCCUUACACAGACACAUUCUCCCCUCCGAUAACAUGCCGUCAAUCAGCGACCAUGUAUACGGCCGACGACGGCGCAGGAGCAGCAGCGGGAACAAUUUAUUACGGACACUGGUGGUCAGGGGACAUGGCCUGCUAUCCCACAGGCACCAUUCCAGCCACCUCGUACACACAUUUUCAGUUUUGGUACUCAUAUUACUACAGCCCUGGCUACUACUGUCCGAGUAGUUGGCACACGGCAGCGACCUUAGCCGAUGGCUGGGCAGGCGAGAUACUCACCGGGAGUCGUAAUGGCGUCCUGUGUUGCCCCAGCGGUCUCACCCUCUACAAUAAUUGGACGCAUGCGUGCGCGACAUCCGUCUCUCCAGGAGACGUCAUCACCCUGGUGACCAACUUUGUCGCACUUGAAACCACAAUAUCCUCCUCAUCGGUUCUGUUUCAAGAUGGAAUCCCGCUCAUCCGCGACGAAAUCAUCACAGCCAACAACAACCCGUCGACCACUAUCACCCCGGCCCCAACGCUGUCUCCCACGACCCCUCAAGCGACAGGCGGCACGGCCACGCAAGUUCCGACGCAGGCCACAGCACAAGCAACAAAGAAUACUUCGGCUGGUCUCUCGACAGUUGCCAAAGUGGGGAUCGGAGUGGGCGUAACGCUCGGGGUGGUCAUUCUCGCCGUGGCGGGAUUAUUCUGUUUCAUCUGCUCUCGACGGCGCAGAAGACAACCUCUGCGGCACGGUCCAUCCUCAAAUCAGCCAGCGUUUGUCCAGGAGCUUCCCUCAAAAUCAUAUCAGAGACCUGUCGAGCUGUCUGCGCGUCCGUAUGUGAGCGAGCUCGAAACCCGAGCUCAUGCGAGUGAGUUGCCAGGGUAGUCUCUGAGUCUGAUUCAUCUGAGCCAGAAUCCUGUGCAGUUUGACGCAUCUUUCCAAAUAGACCUCCGAGCAAGAUGCACAUGAUACCAUUUAUGUUGCCUUACAUAAUAUAUGACUAUUUUGAUUGACCUCACGCAAGAUAACACCAGACCAUAACUCCAAAUUUGUAAAUGGUAACGGGGUCCUUGAAUGGCGCCAUGCUCGCACAACUACAAUUCAGGUGAGUGUGCCUUCCUAACUUUGCACGAUAUCGGUGAACUAGGUCUGGCUAGGAUAGCAUCGGAAUUGGUGUGCUCGGGCUAUGAUAUAGCGUUGACAGCAAUACCCCGGGCGCUUAACCCAGCCUUAGGCAUCUGCGGGAGACAACGUCCGAGCGCACUUCGGAUCCGUCUUCCCACAGCACUCUAGAAAUUAGCG